Messenger RNA from Benincasa hispida (wax gourd), 1454 nucleotides. RefSeq lists its product as uncharacterized. The record is from RefSeq and is a predicted model, not a curated record. NCBI's taxonomy places the organism in Eukaryota, Viridiplantae, Streptophyta, Magnoliopsida, Cucurbitales, Cucurbitaceae. Gene Ontology annotation, molecular function: phosphatase activity.
AGAACAAAAGGAUAAUUAUUAAUUAAGUCAUUUUAAGAAAGGAAAAGUAAGAAGUAGGCCUUCAAGACGGACCAAGGCGGCAAAAAGCCACCGGCCACCAUCACCGCCAUAACUCCGUCGGCCACAGAAUUUUCCAACUGCUUUAUCGCAUUUUUAAUCCUUGUCGAUUGUUGAAAAUGAUUGAGAGAGAGAAGCAGAAUUGUGUAUUCUUCCUGUAGAAUUGAGUCAAUUUUGGGGAUCUCUCUGUUUCUAAGAUUCACGGUGGAUAUGGCGCAGAUAGGUCAAACGGAGGUCUGUACGCCGAGGUCUCUGCAAGUAUGGCAAGCUUUCAUGGAUUGGCUCUCUUUCUUUUUUCAUAUAAUUGUUCAGAUCGUGCGCGGUGCUCCUUCUUUGCCUCAGAUUUUGUCCUACGUCGGUUUCAGAUUUCCUCUUCUUCCCUCAUCUGCGCCCUCUUUUAAACCCUUGCCUGCUGCUGAGCUUCCUCUUCAUCAGUUUUCAGCAAAGAAACUUAGCUCUCUAAGUGAUGUGGAUGGUGGCGGAAGUCAAGAUCGCCCUCUCGAAAAAAUGACGGUGGUUCUUGAUUUAGAUGAAACCUUGGUUUGUGCUUAUGAAACUUCCAGUUUGCCAGCCGUUUUUCGCACUCAAGCAACAGAAGCUGGCUUGAAUUGGUUUGAGCUGGAAUGUGUAUCCUCGGACAAGGAAAUUGAAGGAAAGCCAAAGAUUAGUUAUGUAACCGUAUUCGAACGUCCUGGAUUGCAUGAGUUCUUGAGCCAGGCUGCUGAAUUUGCUGAACUUAUUUUAUUCACUGCUGGUCUUGAAGGUUAUGCUAAACCACUGGUCGACAGAAUAGAUACAGAGGGAAGAUUUAGCCUUCGACUUUAUCGACCAUCAACAGUUAGCACAGAAUACAGAGAACACGUAAAAGAUCUAACCUGUAUACAGAGAGAUCUCUCACGAAUUGUUAUUAUCGACAACAACCCUUUUAGUUUCUUGCUGCAACCAAUGAAUGGAAUCCCAUGCCUUCCAUUCUCUCCAGCACAGCCUUCUGAUAAUCAGCUUUUAGAGGUCCUCCUCCCCCUCCUCAAACACCUCGCCCUGGAAAAAGACGUCAGACCUAUUCUAUAUGAAAAAUUUCACAUGCCUGAAUGGUUUCAGAUUCAUGGAAUUUCUUAGUUUGAGAAGUACAAGACAGAUAGUAGCUACAUGUCGAAUGGAGCAUGCUAUAAACUAUAAAGUCAGUCUGCACAUUCUUUCCAUUUAGAACUUUAGGAGAUGGAGUAAGAAGAAACUCCAGAUAUGUCCACAAAUGUAUGUAAUAUCCACCUUAGGUCACUGUAUUGAUUCAGCAAGACUGCAAUCAUUGAAAGAGGUGUACUCUUAAAUCUUAAAUUCUUUUGUAUAAUUACACUUCAGGACAUCAUAAGGAAAUCAGAUGUUUUUGUAGAAUUUUGUUA